UCAUAAAGUAGGUUCCGUGCCUCUCUUCUUAUUCGACCUGCUUCUCUUCCAAUAUCGGUUCCCCGUCAUUUUAUGCCACCUCGCCAUUCCUCUCUCAUCACUUGCCCCGUUCACAUCUAAUCAUCCGAAUUAAAGUUACAUAUUAAAACUCCUGCAUUCAAUUUUUCCGUGGUGCAGUCGGUUACCUGUGUUAUUAGUGGAACAGUAACCGAUUUGCAUUGGUGGUCUCCUUUCGUCAUCAUUGGAAUUCCCCUUUGCUUGGUUUUGGCUCCUUCGAAUAUCACAAUCUACUCUCCUAAUUGGUUCGGAUUGGUUGGUUAGUGGACGAUUUCAUCACUGAUAUAUUUAUGGUCGACGCGUUUCCCUGGAUUUAUAUUUGAGAUUGUUUAUCGGCGGAUUACCCCAAGCAUUAUCAUCUUUGUUAUGAUCGAGGAUAAAUUCGGACUAUCAUCCAUGGUAUUUCGGUGGAUCUCUUACGUUGGCUGAGUAUCUUGUCCAUUACCAUUAUUUCUCAAUAUCGAGAAGAACUUUUGCAAUAGGCAUUAACACGAAACCAAACGAGCAUUAGGAAAAGUUUUUAUACGCUUCCAUGUUAACAAACUAGUCCUUAAUGUUAUGAAGACUAAUCUCUUUUUGCUCAAUCCUCGAAAUGUGGUUUAUAACUUUGACUUUAACUUGACGUUGAACGGACGUUGAAUGUCCAACAAGUUGGAUCCUAUUUUAGCACCAAGACACUUCGAUUUUUAGGCAUUAACAUUGAUGACCACUUAAACUGGAAGGAGCACAUUCGUUUAGUCAGCAACUCUGGAUCCCAUUUUAUCACCAAUACGGUUUCAUUUUUUGGCAUUAACAUUGACGACCACUUACACUGAAAGGAGCACAUUCGUUUAGGAAGCAACUCAGUCAGAAAAACCAUAUUCACUCUUUUUGCUUGCGAAACAAGCAAUUCCAACGAAAUUCAGGGGGUGAAGGGGGCAUUAUUCGUUUCAACCUACCAUUAGCGCAGUCGACUUGGUACCAACAACUUCCCAUAUACGCUUGCCCAAGCCUUGGAAUCAAUUCAUUGCGGAUAAUAAGAUAAAGUUGGAAAACUGGCCGCUACAAGCAAACGAUGGAUAGGACAUGUCACCGAAAUAAUCACUGCCUGUCUACGUAUGGUGAAAUAUUUUUUCACAGUUGGAGCCUUUUCUUAAUGACAUUUGCCUUAUCGUUAUUUGGCUCACUUGUUUAAAUUUAUUCAACAAAAAAAUGUUUCGAGUAUUGAUUCAAAUGUGUAUGCUACCACCCUGGUCUGACGCAUAAUGCAGAGAUGAAGGCCCGAAGGCGCGUUGGAAUCUAGUAAAGAAUUUUGUGUCCGCACAUUCAGGUAUGCCAGAUUCUUCUCGGUGAAUGUUUUUGAAUGCCAUUAUUCUUGUUAUGUGAUGUUUUCAAAAGCACUUUCAAGUUUUACUCCAUUCUCAGUUCCAUUGAAUUUGACAUUUUGAAACAAAGGAAAUGAAUACGAAUGAAAUUACACUUACUUCUACCUUGAGUUGAAGCUUAGCCAAUGGUAGUUUAGCAAAUUGUACGCAUCACUCUUGCCAAUCCAGGGCCAAGGUUGCGCCAAAUGUGAAUCACAACCUUCUGAAUCGGCUAAAUUAUUACUUUUUACGGUCGUAGACAAAAGAAUGAAAAAAAUUGCACCCGAUUCAUUUUCUUGCUAAGUGCGACAACAUUGAAGUCAAUUCAUAAUACAGAAACAGCCGCCUAAAGGGUGAACUGACGAACCACAGUACCAUGGAAACGACGUUUUGAGACCAAAAAUCUCAUGCGUGUACUCUUAGUUGUGAGCAAGACCAACAAACACGAGAGGUCCCUGGCGACUGAAAUGUGCGUCAGCUCACUAAUGAAAACCAACCAAUUCCUCCCAUAUUAUCCGUGAAAGCGUUUGAUCAUGUCUCUCAGGAAAAGUCAUUUUCCACUCGUCCUUUGGGAGUCGUUGUCGUCAUCAGCAAUUUGACUGAUGUAUACACCUCAGAAACAAAAAUUGCCUUCAUUUCCGAAAUGAAAAAAAAAAAAUAAAGAUGAGAAAAAUGCGAAAAAAGUUGAGAAAACACUAAAUAAGUUGUCAAAACAUGAAAAAAAGGUUUGAAAAUGUGCAAAAAAACAUAAGCAUGCAUAAAAAAUUACUUAUAGGGGGAGAAAACUGUUUUACAUCCAUUUUAGCCUUUUAGAUGCAUUUUUAUUUGUUGCAAAAUGUAGUAUCCCUACUGUAUUUACUAAGCUUUCCACUGACUUCGCGAGAAUUUUGUUCUUGCAAUGUGGUCUUCCAUUGAUGCAAAUGUCAGGGUAUAUACUUGACUCUCCUCUGGACCUUGCCUGUAGGUGUUCAGGGUUUUUUUGCUUGCAAAAUAGCUUUAGGUCGAUCAAACCCAUGACCGUAGAUGCAGCCAACUUUGAGUUUAAGUGCCAACAGCUACACAAGUCAUAAUCCUUCUUUUUGAUAAUGCCGGGGACUGCAUUCUUUGCCUAGUUAGUAAGGCUGUAAAAACUUAAACCCAAAAAAUGCCAAAAGGUUCUGGCUGAGGAUUCUAUCCUUCAGCUGAUCAUGUUUUACAGAAGUAAAAAAAAAGGUCGGAAGCAAUAAACAACAAGUUAAGAAGGCAGCAGAUAAGGACCCAAAAGACAAUAGACGGGCAAAAAAGGCCUUUUAUGUGCAAUGUUGUGGGGAAAAAGGUUGAGAAAAAGUCGAAAAAGUCAAAAAAAUGGCUAAAAGAGUGAAAAAUUGGAAAUUUGGCUCAAAUUUUAUUUCUGGUUAUAAUUUUAUCGAGAUCUACUGAACUCCCGCCUCCGCAUGACCGUUACUUUCAUUAUUAUGCGGCGAGGACGGUUCGUGAAGAAUUCGCAUUUAUCACACAAUGCGAACUCUCUGGAUUUGAAAAAAUCCAACAGUAGCAAUCUAUAGCAUCUCUUAGUCAAAUAUUUUACUUGUUUUGAAAUUUUCACCUGUUUUAACAAAAAAAAAAAAAUUCCCCUCUGGGAGUGAAUUCAUUAGAAUACUCCACCUCUAAAACUUCAGUAUUUUCCGAGUCUCUUGCUUUUGAAGCUUUGAUGAUUGCUUCACUUCUUCUUUGUUGAAAUACUUCAAAAAUAGACAGCAAUGCUCAAAGCUGCAUGUUGCUUGGGAUACAUCUUUCGAAAUUUUCCUAAAAUAUUGAAUGGUAAUAAGUCCCUUGACAAUAAUUAGUAGGGCCGGCAAAACUUGCACCCUGCAAAUUGUGCAAAUUUUGCAUAUCUCAGAAUUUUCUGCAAAUUUGCAAUCUUAUCAACAAUAUUUGACAUUUUUCUGCAAUUUAUGAUGUAAUUUCAGCCAUCUCAGCAUAAAACAUUAAUAUUUCUGCAAUUUGGAUUUUCUUAAAAAUGAAUGUUCCUAUUUAGGGGAAAAUUGUGAGAUUUCAAAUUUUCCUCAUUUUUUCAAGACACUUGUUCGACAUAAAAAUAAAAAAUAGGGUACACAUAUAUUAACAACCGCUUGCAUUUAUAUUCCAUCCAUCUACUUUGAAAAGCUGUAUAGUGAAACACCAUUUGAUGAAGUUGUCAUUGAGUGAUAAUGGCGACUAACAGAGUGAUGAUGGCGACAGAACAAUUCGCCAACGAGUCCCAAGGCGGCUAUCAAUAAGUAGACAGGCCCAAAGGUAUAGACCCGAAAGAAGUGCAGUGUGCAAGUCAAGAAUGUGACAACUCUAAUCAGGAAUCCCGAACCAUAAUCGCAAAAGAAUUGGCGUAUAAAGAAAUGUACCCCUUUAACAAAUCAGCGCCCCUACUAACCCGAAAUUACGCAGUGGCUUUCGACUUUUCCCCCCUCCACGAGGAAUGUGCCUAGAUAACAGAACAAUUCAGAUAAUAUCCAUAGCCUGCCUUGCCAUCAACUCCGGUUUCAUAAGCUCCUAUCAUACAGUAAGGUAUAUUUCAAAUAUAUUCGUUAAGUCUUUGGAUACUCCAGCUUCAAUAAUUUCGUCACCGGUCAAUUCGGAGUCGCUAUCCCGAAUCAUCACAGCCGUCUCUUUUAUCGUGGCAGUUUUUCGAGAUACACUAUAUUUAAGGUUGGGACGCACUAAGUUUGUGCAAACAUACUUCUUCUUUAAAAGGCAGGCUCAUCUUAACAUGUUUCUAUUGGGUAUCAGUGAAAGUAAGAAGAAGGAUGAUACAUUUGGAAAUAAUUGGCCGGCUGUCAUAACAUGAAAUGAACCUUAAGCUUAAUACCAAAAUUGCUAUCCAAUAGUUUUACUGUCAAGAAAGACCAUCUUCAUACGCAAAUUUUGGCCGGCUCUAAAUCUAACUUGUAAUUCAUUUAUGGUCCAGAGCCUACGGUUAAAACCUGAAGAAUAAGUUCAAUCAAAUGGUCGCAGUUAGUUUUGGUUGUAUUUUGAAAUGUGAACUAUUUCGCCCAAAUGUCAAUGUGGAAAAAUGGGACAAAUGAAAAUAUUUACAAAUAUUUUUUUUUCGGAUUAAAAGCUUAUUUACUCCAAUGGCAAACAUCUAAAAUUUGCACAGGGAUGGCAAAGAAAGUGCAAGAAUUAAUUUCUUUUUCAGAAUAUGGACAUAAUAGACUCGUGGCAUUCAGAGUCGUCGUUCCCACUCAACUAUGCACAAACCAAGGAUUUUGAUCUUUUAUCGGCGACAAAUGCACUUGCUCUCCAGAUGCUUGGAGUUUUAUUGGUCACCCUGGCAUGGGCGGUGAGCUCCGCUUAUUUUGGUUUCUCAACUAUAACCACAAUUGCCGGCCCUAACCCAACUACCCCAACUACCCCUCGUACCAUAACUACCACCCCCACCACUCUCUUUGUGAUGUUCGAGCUUCAAAUUCAGGACGCCCUUAAUGGCGAUGUCAUUCCUGGGGCUUUGGUUACGCUUCAAUCCGAUGUCACUGGCCAGAUAUUUCAAGCCGAGACAGACAGCAACGGGCUUUUUGUUGUGAGUGGAUGGCCAAUUCAUGAAAAAGUGAAAGUGACCGUCGAAAAAGAUGGAUACAUCUCUGUUCAGGACAAUAUCAUCACCAUAAAUGAGACCCAAUCAGAUUCCGCCAGGGUGAUCUCCAUGGCUCCUGCUUUCGAGGCCGAUGGUAGCAAAUUCAUGGUUUUGAAUUGGGGCCCUUAUCCGGCCGAUUUGGAUACAUACGUGCUUCAAAUUAACAAAGAGAAAAGCCAAGUGGACUGUGUCGUGUAUUGGGCCAAUGCAGGGUGCAAAAACGUUAGACUUGAAAGAGAUGUUGCUAAUGGUAAAAAUGGCGCUGAAAGCGUCACGUGGCAAAACGAGGACGAGUUUGACUAUGCCAUUAUUAUCAAGUACUAUUCUGGGAGCGAGGAAUAUCCUUUGAUAAAUACUGAAGCUAAACUGACUAUUUAUGGCGUUGAUGGAUUUACUUCGUCAGUAGACAUUCCACAAGAAGAGCCCUCUCCACAAAGCAGGUACUGGAUCGUGGGAUGCGUAAACGGCUCUAAAGGAGUUAGUUCAUUCAGAGAGAUUAACGAAAUUGUGGCUCAAGACCCUCUGGGCGACCCUGAAUUGUGCUCAAUGAUUUGAUUUCUUCGUCUUUUCUCGGACGAAAUACUUCUCAUGAACAAUUAUUACGCUUUUUAUAAUUGG
Tigriopus californicus is the source of this 5625-nucleotide messenger RNA. RefSeq lists its product as uncharacterized. NCBI's taxonomy places the organism in Eukaryota, Metazoa, Arthropoda, Copepoda, Harpacticoida, Harpacticidae. The coding region runs from base 4576 to 5562 and encodes 328 amino acids. The record is from RefSeq and is a predicted model, not a curated record. The transcript is spliced from 6 exons.